Halichondria panicea is the source of this 1552-nucleotide messenger RNA. RefSeq names its product UDP-N-acetylglucosamine--dolichyl-phosphate N-acetylglucosaminephosphotransferase-like. Gene Ontology annotation, molecular function: UDP-N-acetylglucosamine-dolichyl-phosphate N-acetylglucosaminephosphotransferase activity. Lineage: Eukaryota; Metazoa; Porifera; Demospongiae; Suberitida; Halichondriidae. The transcript has 7 exons. Bases 211 to 1419 code for a protein of 402 amino acids. The record is from RefSeq and is a predicted model, not a curated record. Gene Ontology annotation, cellular component: membrane. Gene Ontology annotation, biological process: protein N-linked glycosylation; dolichol-linked oligosaccharide biosynthetic process.
UCAUCGCCAGUGGUUUUUAUUUACAUUCCGCACACAUCAUGACGUCAUUAGAACUUCUAUUUUUACACAAGGAGACAGCAAUUUCAAGGGCGGCUUGAAAUUUAAGGCGAGAAUAUUUUCUUCUUUUUAUUUUUUCUAGCCUCCUAUAUUGCCACGUGGAGUUACUUUAACGAUCCUUGCCAUCUGAAGUCUUUGUGAAAUAGGGAAGAGAUGUAUCUAUCACUGUGUGUAAGUGGAUGUGUGGGUCUAGCAGCCUAUUUCAUGGCGGACAGGCUCAUAGGGAGCGGCUCUAUGACUGACAACUUUAUAAAGGCUGGACUGUUUGGCAAAGACCUCAACAAGAGCUCUGAUAACAAAGUACCCGAGGCCAUAGGAGUGCUGUGUGCGGCUGUGUAUCUGAUAUCUGAGUUCCUGUUCAUUCCUGUUCCCUUCCUACCCUCUCUUAUAGAGGAGGGAGUCUUUAAACAUGGCGAGUUUGCCCAGUUCAUAUGUGCGUUGCUCUCCAUUUGUUGCAUGGUGUUCCUGGGCUUUGCUGACGAUGUGCUCAACCUUCGCUGGAGAGUUAAGCUAGUACUACCGACGAUAGCCUCCCUCCCCCUGUUGAUGGUGUACCUGGUCAAUGGUGGGUCCACUACCAUCAUACUGCCCAAGCCUGUCCGGUUCCUCGUGGGGAACAAGAUGGACCUCAAUGGAAUAUACUAUGUGUACAUGGGCAUGCUGGCUGUGUUCUGUACUAAUGCCAUCAACAUUCUGGCUGGGAUCAACGGUCUUGAAGUGGGCCAGUCUGUCAUCAUUGGAUUAUCCAUCAUGUUGUUCAAUCUGGUUGAGCUGCCUGGCCAUUGGGGGGCAGGCCACAGCUUCUCCCUCUACCUGCUCUUGCCCUUCAUUGGUGUCUCUCUGGCAUUGCUGCGUCACAACUGGUAUCCAUCGCGUGUGUUUGUGGGGGAUACCUACUGUUACUUUGCUGGCAUGACAUUUGCAGUGGUUGGUAUUCUGGGUCACUUCAGCAAGACCAUGCUGCUAUUCUUCAUUCCCCAAGUCCUCAACUUCCUCUACUCCACUCCUCAGUUGUUUGGCCUUGUCCCUUGUCCAAGACACAGGCUACCAAAGUUUCAUCCUCCCUCCAACAAGUUGGGCAUGAGCUAUGCUGAGUUCCACUCCUCUGAGCUUAGCAUUUUAGGAGCGGCCAUACUUAAGCUACUGAGCAUGCUUAAACUGGUUUCUAUGGAGACAAUCAAGUCCGGAGAAGGAAAGGGCAAAAUCCGCGUGAACAAUCUAACAUUGAUCAACUUUGUGCUCAUGUGUAUUGGACCAGUACACGAGGCCACCCUGACAACCAUCAUGCUAGGGAUACAGGUGUUGGGCAGUGUCAUUGCAUUCUUCAUUCGCUAUGGACUAGUCAAGUUCUUCUAUGAUUAACUGAACACUCCACAAACAUUCCCACUAGCUUUUUAUAUUGUCGUCUUUACCAUAAUACUUUGAUGUUAGGGUAAAGAUCGUCUUUAAUUUGUUACCUCUUGACUAUCUACCCGUACUUAUUCCAUUUAAGUAA